Aspergillus ochraceoroseus IBT 24754 is the source of this 3543-nucleotide messenger RNA. Its product is annotated as putative DUF221 domain protein. The record is from RefSeq and is a predicted model, not a curated record. The transcript has 3 exons. Lineage: Eukaryota; Fungi; Ascomycota; Eurotiomycetes; Eurotiales; Aspergillaceae. Gene Ontology annotation, molecular function: calcium-activated cation channel activity. Bases 1 to 3543 code for a protein of 1180 amino acids. Gene Ontology annotation, cellular component: plasma membrane.
AUGACAACCGGCCUGGGAGAGGCUCUGGAACAUGCAGGCGGUACGGGUCAGAGCAAGGGUGGCAUCUCUCUCAAGACAUUCAUUGCGUCCCUGGCUACUGCACUUAUCGUUUUCGCCGUCGAAUUUCUGCUGUUUCUGCUUCUCAAAGGGAAGCUUACUCGUAUCUAUCAACCGCGAACCUAUUUAGUUUCCGAUAGAGAACGAACUCAGCCAUCACCACCCGGUCUCUUCAAAUGGAUCGGUCCUGUAUUCCGUACUUCCAGCUCCGAAUUCAUCCAGAAAUGUGGUCUGGAUGCCUACUUCUUCCUACGUUACUUACGCAUGCUACUCAAGAUUUUUGUACCUCUAGCAUGUAUUAUACUACCCGUCCUUCUACCGCUGAAUAAAGUUGGUGGCAAGGAUCAAACCUUCAAGAACGGGACGGCUGGCGGAGAAAGUUGGAAUGUGACGGGGCUAGACCAACUGGCUUGGGGCAAUGUUACUCCAGAGAACACCAGCCGUUACUGGGGACAUCUCAUCUUGGCCGUGAUUGCUAUUUUCUACGUGUGCGCGAUAUUUUUCGAUGAACUGAGAGGUUAUCUUCGCCUUCGACAAGCCUACUUAACUUCUCCCCAACAUCGACUGAGGGCGUCCGCCACAACGGUUCUAGUGACAGCGAUUCCAGGAAGCUGGCUUUCUGUGGACGCUUUGGACACUUUGUAUGAUGUAUUCCCUGGCGGUAUUCGAAACAUCUGGAUCAACCGCAAUUUUGAUGACCUGAACGAAAAGGUAAAACAAAGAGAUGAGCUCGCCUUGAAGCUUGAGGCGGCAGAAACCGAUCUGAUUGUCAUGUGCAAGAAGGCUCAGCUUAAGCAGGCCAAAAGGGCGGCCAAAAAAGCAGGUAUCAAGCCCAUGGAAAGGAAAGACCAGGAGCUUGCUGAGUCAAGGGCUUCGAAACUCGCUAUGAGCGCCGGUAUUAGCUCUGGUAACCCGCAUCAAGCCCGUACGCUGGACCAGGUCUUACACCGACAUAACCGAAAUACUUCAACUCAGAAAGGGAACAAAACCGGCAAACUAAGGCAUUUAAACCCCUUGCACCCCGCUAUGGAGAUAGCCGGUGCUGUCGGCCAAGGCGUCGGUAAGCUGGGGAAGAGUAUGCCAAGCGGAUUAAAAAAGCCCGAUGAUGGUGAGCCAAACGAGAAGAUAUCGCGUUCUGAGAGUUUCCCACGUGUGGAUGCCUCCGAUGCCCCUGACAAUGGGGAACCCUCGGUGCCAAUGCCCAACAGCACACCAGAAGCUAGUGUCCACCCAAAAAGGCCAUUCUGGACCACUAGAGGUUCUGGCCACUCCAAAGCAAGUAAGAAAACUGAGCCUGAUGAGCUUCCGCUCACAGCCCCCGAGUCCCCGGUUGAUGAAAGAGAACGGUACAGCUCAGAUAGGGACUCGCCAGUGAAAGAACAUGUGGAGGGUGAUCAUGAUUUGAAGCAACACCAUCGAGAAGAAAGUGCGGAGGUUCAAUAUGACAUAUAUCCCAUCGCAUACAACCAGAAUUUCUCUAAAGAGGAUCUUGGGGAACCCGCGUGGAAAAAGUACAUCAGACAAAAGGACCGGCAAACCAUGCGCCUCCCGAUUUUCGGCAUAAGUUGGAUGCCCUCACUGUGGCUAAUUGGGAAGAAGGUGGAUACCAUCGAUUACUGUCGCCAGGAGGUGGCUCGCUUGAAUCUGGAAAUCGAGCUCGAUCAACAGCAUCCCGAAAAAUUCCCCCUUAUGAACUCUGCCUUUAUCCAGUUUAAUCACCAAGUGGCUGCCCAUAUGGCUUGUCAGGCAGUCAGCCAUCAUCUCCCGAAACAGAUGGCUCCUCGCAUUGUGGAGAUUUCCCCAGAUGAUGUUAUAUGGGACAACAUGUCGAUGAAGUGGUGGGAGCGCUAUCUGCGCACCUUUGGAAUCCUGGCAGUUGUCUGCGGUAUGGUCAUCGGCUGGGCAUUCCCCGUAGCUUUCACUGGUUUGCUAUCUCAGCUUUCCUACCUGGAGAGCGCAUUUACUUGGCUGUCAUGGAUUUCUACACUACCAGAGUGGCUUGUUUCCGCAAUUCAAGGUAUCUUGCCUGCCUUGUUCUUAGCUAUCCUCAUGGCUCUACUUCCACUGGUUCUUCGUUUUCUCUGCCGGGCACAGGGCCUAUCCACGGGAAUGGCUAUUGAGCUCACCGUGCAGAACUACUUCUUCGCCUUUUUAUUUGUUCAGCUGUUUUUGGUUGUCGCCAUUUCAUCCAGUUUCUCCACCAUCAUUAACAAUGUUACUGAUUUCACGAGCUGGCCGGAAGUCCUCGCCCAGAACAUUCCCUUGUCGAGCAAUUACUUUUUCUCAUAUAUGGUUCUGCAAGCCUUGUCUGUGAGCGCUGGUGCUUUGGUGCAAAUUUUUAGUCUAGUGAGCUGGUUUAUCCUGGCUCCGCUGUUGGAUUCAACUGCACGUAAAAAAUGGGCCCGAACCACCAACCUGAACCAAAUGCAAUGGGGUACCUUCUUCCCGGUUUACACCACCCUUGCGUCCAUUGGAUUAAUCUACUCGGUCAUAGCUCCCCUUAUUAUGGUCUUCAAUGUGGUCACUUUCGGCCUGUUUUGGUUCGUCUAUCGUUAUAACACACUCUAUGUGACAAAAUUCCGCUUUGAUACGGGUGGCCUACUCUUUCCUCGAGCUAUCAACCAGCUGUUCACUGGGCUCUACGUGAUGGAGCUGAGCUUGAUUGGCCUUUUCUUCUUGGUUCGUGAUGUCCAGGGCAAUGUUGCAUGCCAAGGUCAAGCUAUCUGCAUGAUUGUGGUGUUGGUCCUUACGGCUGGAUAUCAGAUCUUGCUCAACGAUGCCUUUGGCCCACUAAUUCGGUACCUACCAAUAACAUUGGAAGAUGACGCCGUGCGUCGAGAUGAGGAAUUCGAACGCGCACAAAGAGUACGGUUGGGAUUGGACGAAGAAGAUGAGUCGGACACUCUUGAGCAUAGACUUAGGGACCGGGAAAAUGCUGAGCAUGAGGCGGAUAAAAUAGCCCGUGACAUCGAGCUGAAAAAACUCGAAGCUGGGGGUGGAGAGUGGCCAAACUGCCAAGAUACACAUACAUCUCGCAAUCUGAAGCCCACCCGCCAAUCCUGGGUUACCCGUUCUCCCAACCGGCGCUCCAAAUUUUUUGGGGUAAACUCAGACAGCUCAGUCCCAACUCUCAAGCGAAUGCGGGAGAAAAUUGUCCAUGAUGCCGAAGCGCAGGGCCAUGCAACCCGUCAACGAGGUCCUGCAUUGUUUGCAGGCAUCCAUGAUGAGUUGGAGGAUUUGACACCGGAUGAACGUGAUCAGCUGGUCCAGCGAGCCUUCCAACACGAUGCCGUGCGUGCGAAGCGCCCGGUCAUUUGGAUCCCUCGAGAUGACCUUGGGGUCAGUGAUGAUGAGGUCUAUCGUACCCAACUGUUCAGCAAGCACAUCUGGAUCAGUAAUGAGUACCAAGCACUUGAUGGAAAGUGCCGCACCAUCUUCAGCCGCAGUCCUCCAGACUUCUCAGAGGUCGAUCUCAUCCAGCUAUAG